Paramecium sonneborni is the source of this 4650-nucleotide messenger RNA. The record is from the annotation of a GenBank genome assembly. Lineage: Eukaryota; Ciliophora; Oligohymenophorea; Peniculida; Parameciidae.
AUGCAACACCUGAAAAGAAGAAAAAUUUAUAACAAAUACGUAAUAAAUAAAUGAAAAAAUAGACAUUUGUUUACCACACCAUUUAGCAAAGUGAACAAAUAAGGUUUUUGUUAAAAUUUUUGAAUUAAAAAAAAAAAGAAAGUCCAUACAAACAUUAGAAGUAACUAACUUAAAAGAAUUUACAAGUUGAUAUGAUAUCAAUUGUUUAAAAAAAUAAGAAUAAAAUAUGCAGCAAUAUUCGUAACAUUUUUGUGAUAUGAAUAGUUACUGCUAUUGAGUUGUUGCGUUCUAAUUCAUUUGAUAAUGAUUAUGCAAUUUAGGAAAAUUUUGAAGAUUACAGAGCAUUUGUCAAUAAAGGUAAGAGUUAAUUUAAUUAAUUAAACUUAGCAAAUACAAAAAGUUUAAACAGACUUGAAUUAGCUUAAUAAUACUAAGCUUAUGCAAUUUAAAAAAAUCUCAAAGAUUAUUAAGCUUUUGUUAGUCUAGGUAAAAGUUCAUUUUAUAAAUAACUUAGCAAGUAUAUUAGUAAGUGCAAACAGAUCUGAAGAAGCUUUAUAAUAUUAUGAUUAUGCAAUUAAAAAAAACCCUGAAGAUCAUUUAGCUUUUUUAAAUAAAGGUAAGAGUUCAUUUUAUUAAUUAAUUUUAGCAAAUACAUUAUUAAGUUUAAACAGAUUUGAAGAAGCUUUAUAAUAUUAUGAUUAUGCAAUUAAAAAAAACCCUGAAGAUUAUUUAGCUUUUUUAAAUAAAGGUAAGAGCCCAUUUUAUUAAUUAAACUUAGCAAAUACAUUAGUAAGUUUAGACAGAUCUGAAGAAGCUUUAUAAUAUUAUGAUUAUGCAAUCUAAAAAAAUCCUGAAAAUGCUGAUAUAUAUUAUGAUAAAUGUUAGAAUUUAUUUUAUUAAUUAAUUUUAGCAAAAUCAUUAAAAAAAUUAAAUAGAUUUUAAGAAGCUUAAUAAUAUUAUGAAUAUGCAAUUCAAAUAAAUCUUAAAGAUUAAAGAGCUGUUUUCAAUAAAGGUAAGAAUUCAACUGAAUGAUAAGACUUAGCAAGUUUCUAAAUAAGAAUACACAAAUCUGAAGAUUCUUUAUAAUAUUAUUAUAGUGCAAUUAAAAACAAACCUGAAGAUUAUUUAGCUUUCUUAAAUGAAGGUUAGAGUUCAUUUUUUUAAUUAAAUUUAGCAAAUACAUUAGAACGUUUUAACUAAUCUGAAGAAGCUUUAUAAUAUUAUGAUUAGGAAAUUUAAGAAAAUCCUGAAAAUUAUUUAGCUUUUUUCAAUAAAGGUAAGAGUUCAUUUUAUUAAUUUCAUUUAGCAAAUAUAUUAGUAAGUUUAAACAGAUUUGAGGAAGCUUUACAAUAUUAUGAUUCUGCAAUUUAAAUAAAUCCUGACGAUUAUGCAGCUUUUCUCACUAAAGGUAAGAGUUGAUUUUAUUAAUUGAACUUAGCAAAUACGUUAUUACGUUUAAACAGACCUGAAGAAGCUCUAUAAUAUUAUGAUUAUGCAAUUUACAAAAAAAAAUAUCCUUAAGAUUAUAAUAUUUUUUUCAAUAAAGGUAAGAGUUCAUUUUAUUAAUUUAAUUUAGCAAGCUCUUUAAAAAUUUUAAAAAGAUUUGAAGAAGCUAUAAAAUAUUAUGAUUAUGCAAUUAAAAUAAAACCUAACGAUUAUAAAGCUUAUUUAUAAAAAGGUAAGAAUUCAUUUUAUUAUAUAAAUUAAGCAAAUACAUUAGUAAGUUUAAACAGAUUUGAAGAAGCUUUAUAAUAUUAUGAUUAUGCAAUUGAAAAAAAUCCUGGAGAUACUGAUAUAUGGAAUGAUAAAGGUUAAAUUUUAUUUUAUAAAUGAUAUUUAGCAAAUACAUUAAAUCUAUUGAAUAGAUUUGAAGAAGCUUUAUAAUAUUAUGAUUAUGCAAUUUAAAAUAAUCCUGACGAUUAUAAAUCUUUUUUCAAUAAAGGUAAGAGUUCAUUUUAUUAUAUAAAUUAAGCCAAUACAUUAGAAAGUUUAAACAGAUUUGAAGAAGCUUUAUUAUAUUAUGAUUAUGCAAUGCAAAAAAAUCCUGGAGAUGCUGAUAUUUAUAAUAAUAAAGGUUAGAAUUUUUUUUAUCAAUUUUUUUUAGCAAUUACAUUAAAACAAUUAAAUAGAUUUGAAGAAGCUUUAAAAUAUUAUGAUUAUGCCAUUGAAAUGAAUCCUGAACUCUCUGAAAUCUAUAAUAAUAAAGGUAAGAAAUAAUUUUAUUAAUUACAUUUAGCAAAUGUAUUACAACAAUUAAAUAGAUUUGAAGAAGCUUUAAUAAAUUAUGAUUAUGGAAUUAAAAAAAAUCCAGUUAAUGAUCAAUUAUUUUACCAUAAAGGUAAGAAUUUAUUUUAUUAAUUAAAUUUAGCAAUUUCAUUAUAAAGUUUAAAAAGAUUCAAAGAAGCUUUAUAAUAUUUUGAUUAUGCAAUUUUAAUAAAUCCUAUAAAUUAUUCUGCUUUUUUCAACAAAGGUAUAAGUUCAUUUUAUGAAUUAAAUUUAGCAAAUACAUUAGUAAGUUUAAACAGAUUUGAAGAAGCUUUAAAAUAUUAUGAUGAUGCAAUAAAAAUAAAUCCUUAAAAUUAUAAUGCUUUUUUCAAUAAAGGUAUAAGUUCAUUUUAUGAAUUAAAUUUAGCAAAUAUAUUAGUAAAUUUAAAAAGAUAAGAAGAAGCCUUAUUAUGUUAUUAGUGUGCAAUUGAAAACAAUCCUAAAGAUACUGAUAUUUAUAAUAAUCAAGGUUAGAAUUCAUUUUAUUAAUUAAAUUUAGCAAAUACAUUGAAGCAAUUAAAUAGAUUUGAAGAAGCUUUAUAAUAUUAUGAUUAUGCAAUUUAGAAUAAUCCUGACGAUUAUAAAGCUUUUUUCAAUAAAGGUAAGAGUUCAUUUUAUUAAUUUCAUUUAGCAAAUACAUUAGUAAGUUUAAACCGAUUUGAAGAAGCUUUAUAAUAUUAUGAUUAUGCAAUUUAAAUAAAUUCUGAAAAUUCUGAUAUAUAUACUAACAAAGGUACAAAUUAAUUUUAUGAAUUAAUAUUAGCAAAUACAUUAAAGCAAUUAAAUAGAUUUGAAGAAGCAUUUUUAUAUUAUGAUUAUGUAAUUUAAAUAAAUCCUGACGAUUAUAAAGCUUUUUUCAAUAAAGGUAGGAAUUAAUUUUAUUGAUUCAAUUUAGCAUAUUUAUUAUAAAGUUUAAACCGAUUUAAAGAAGCGUUAUAAUAUUAUGAUUAUGCAAUUUAAAAAAAUCCUGACGAUUAUAAAGCUGUUUUCAAUAAAGGUAAGAGUUCAUUUGAUUAUUUAAAUUUAGCAAAUACAUUAGUAUGUUUAAAUAGAUCCGAAGAAGCGUUAUAAUAUUAUGAUUAUGCAAUUUAAAAAAAUCCUGACGAUUAUAAAGCUUUUUUCAGUAAAGGUAAGAGUUCAAUUUAUUAUUUAAAUUUAGCAAAUACAUUAUUACGUUUAAAUAGAUCUGAAGAAGCUUUACAAUAUUAUGAUUAUGCAAUUUAAAAAAAUCCUCUAGAUACUGAUAUAUUUAAUUAUAAAGGUUAGAAUUUAUUUUAUUGAUUAAAUUUAGGAAAUACAUUAAAAAAGUUAAACAGAUUUGAAGAAGCUUUAUAAUAUUUUGAUUAUGCAAUUUAAAUCAAUUUUGAAGAUUAUUAUGCUUUUUUCAAUAAAGGUUUAAGUUCAUUUUAUUAAUUUAAUAUAGCAAAUACCUUAGUUAAUUUAAACAGACCUGAAGAAGCUUUAUAAUAUUAUGAUUAUGCAAUUUAAAAAAAUCCUGGAGAUACUGAUAUUUAUAAUAAUAAAGGUUAGAAUUUAUUUGAUUAUUAUAUUUAGCAUCUAUAUUAAAACAAUUAAACAGAUUUGAAGAAGCUUUAUAAAAUUUAGAUUAUGCAAUUUAAAUCAACUCUGAAGAUUAUUAUGCUUAUUUCAAUAAAGGUAGAAGUUCAUUUAUUAAUUAAAUAUAGCAAAUUUUUUAGUACAUUUAAACAGAUCUGAAGAAGCUUUAUAAUAUUAUGAUUAAGCAAUUUAAAAAAACCCUGGAGAUAUUGAAUUAUAUAAUAAUAAAGGUUAGAAUUUUUACUAUAUAAUAAAUUAAGCAUUUACAUUAAAACAAUUGAAUAGAUUUGAGGAAGCUUUAUAAUAUUAUGAUUAUGCAAUUUAAAUAAAUCCUGACGAUUAUAAAGCUUUUUUCAUUAAAGGUAAGAGUUCAAUUUAUUAUUUAAAUUUAGCAAAAACAUUAGUACGUUUGAGUAGAUCUGAAGAAGCAUUAAAAUAUUUUGAUUAUGCAAUUUAGAAAAAUCCUAAAAAUUCUGAUAUAUAUAAUGAUAAAGGUUAGAAUAAAUUUUAUUAAUUAAACUUAGCAAAUACAUUAUAACAAUUAAAUCGAUUCGAAGAAGCUUUACAAUAUUAUGAUUAUGCAUUUUACAUAAAUCCUGAUGAUUAUAAAAUUUAUUUUAAUAAAGGUAAGAGUUCAAUUUAUUAAUUAAAUUUAGCAAAUACAUUAGUAUGUUUAAACAGAUCUGACGAAGCUGCAUAAUAUUAUGAUUAUGCAAUUUCAAAAAGUCCUGAAGGUUAUAAUGCUUUCAUGUAAAAAGGUAAUUAUUAAAUUUACUUAACUAAGCUAAUCUAUUUAAAAAUUUAAAUAAAUUUGAAAACCAUUCUUGA